Anastrepha obliqua is the source of this 1002-nucleotide messenger RNA. It is a transcript of the gene Gnpnat, whose product is annotated as probable glucosamine 6-phosphate N-acetyltransferase. The transcript has 6 exons. Gene Ontology annotation, cellular component: Golgi apparatus; endoplasmic reticulum; endoplasmic reticulum-Golgi intermediate compartment. NCBI's taxonomy places the organism in Eukaryota, Metazoa, Arthropoda, Insecta, Diptera, Tephritidae. The coding region runs from base 140 to 901 and encodes 253 amino acids. The record is from RefSeq and is a predicted model, not a curated record. Gene Ontology annotation, biological process: UDP-N-acetylglucosamine biosynthetic process. Gene Ontology annotation, molecular function: monosaccharide binding; glucosamine 6-phosphate N-acetyltransferase activity.
UUUCAUUUGCCUUUCACCCUUUGCUGCGUUGGCAGCUUCAACUAAAUUAAACAAAAAAUAAUAAGCAAUUCGCUAACUUCGAAGAAAAAAUAAUUUUUUAAAGUUUUGCGGAAGCUGUUUUAAACGAGUUUGCGACAGAAUGGUGCGCUGGAGUGAGGUAGGAGUAAAUAUCAAUGGAAUGCUCAGAGUAAAAGUUCGCUUAAAGCAUAAUAAUAAAUAUAAAAAACGGAAAAUUAAGGAAGAAACUUACCUCUACGAUCCCAACAUUUUGCUGCAAUUGAAUUUCCAUCAAAGUCCGGCAAAAUUCGAGCCAUUCAUUUCGGCUGCAUACCCUGGCGAAAACUGGCUUAAGGUGCGUCCACUAAAGGACGGUGACUAUGAUCGUGGUUUCCUCAAACUGCUCUCGCAACUCACCGAGGUGGGACAUGUGACACGCACGCAAUUUUUAACUCGUUUCUCGCAGAUGAAGGCCAGCGGCGAUUACUAUGUAACUGUGAUCGAGGAUACGCGCAAAAAUGAGAUAAUCGGGGCCGCUUCACUUAUUGUCGAACGAAAAUUCAUACACAAUUGUGCUAUUCGUGGCCGACUAGAAGAUGUGGUUGUCAAUGAUACUUACCGCGGCAAGCAGUUGGGUAAACUUAUUGUGGUAACUGUCAGCCUGCUGGCUCAGCAACUGGGUUGUUAUAAAAUGUCACUAGACUGCAAGGAUAAGCUGAUUAAAUUCUACGAGUCACUAGGCUAUGUACUCAUUCCCGGAAAUUCGAAUUCAAUGACAAUACGCUAUGAUGAGGGUCCAGCUGCAGUGCGGCACAAUAACACAGCGCUAGUUGGUAGCGAUGCCAACAACACCAGUCAAACUGUAGUAGUCAUAUUACCAUUUAAAAGUACGUUCAUAAAAUAGCUAACUGUAAAUCGAAAAUAGCUAAACCUUUUUUAGUUUUGCUGCUGUUGAAAUAUUAUUAUGUAGAUGCAUAUAAAAAUAUAUUUUACAAACUGUAUAAA